This is a messenger RNA of Cuscuta epithymum, 5703 nucleotides long. NCBI's taxonomy places the organism in Eukaryota, Viridiplantae, Streptophyta, Magnoliopsida, Solanales, Convolvulaceae. The record is from the annotation of a GenBank genome assembly.
UAGAUUUUUUUUUUUGUUUGAUCUGUUUAAAUUUACUAUGAAAAUAUUUGAAGUUGUACAAAUUACAUACUACGUAUUCGUAUCUAUCAGUCAAAAGAGGGAUAAAUAAAAUAGAUUUGGAAACAAAUUGGAAGUGUGGUAAAAAUACAAUUCAGAUUUGGAAAUCAUGGUUCGAUUAAUUAGGAGAUCAGAGAGAUGUAAGAAAUAAAUGCGGGAUAAAUGAAAGUAUGUAUUUUUGGAAACAAAUGGCGGUCUAAUUUCAUUUAGGAAACAACCUGGCCCGGACACUAUAUAUAAUUCGUCGUGUGUCCAAUACUUGAAGUCCAAAUCAGAAAAUCACAAUGACGACCAGUUUCAGCAUGAGAGCCUUUCCACUCCCUGACCCCGCCGUCAACGUAAUCGGAUUCCGCUUGCUCGUCAAAGAAACGUCGCCUGCGCCGCCGGGUGCCGCCCCAGUCGUCCGCGCCGUGAGGGACAGCCGCGUGAAAGUCCCGUUCCAUCCCGGCCACGAUAUGUCUUCUCUGGGAAGCGCGUUUUGGUUCAUCACCUCCAAAUUGGCUGAAAGCUUCGGCCUGGAUUCUAUGGUGUGCAGCCAAUGGGCGAGCUUCAUGGUUCCCUUUGCUCUGUCCAACGUCCGGGACCGGACUUCCGGCGUGAUCCUCUCCUACGUCAUUGAGGAGAAUUUCUCAGUCCCGUCACAACCGCCGCCGCCGCAGCGUGCUCUGUUUCUCGACGGAACUCUGGUUUUCGACGCCGCCGAUGUCUCACGAUUCCCGGCCUCCCCUGCCCCGUCUUUUCGGGCCCGGGGGAGGUCUGGGAUUGAGACGAGUUAUGGCCAGGAUGCUCUGUUUGUGGACGGCGGUCUGGUUUUCAACGGCUUUGCCGAUGACCCAUAUUUCCUGGCCGCCGGUCCCCCGCCUUUGCCGGCGGAAGGUAUGUCGGAGAAUGAGAUUUCAAGCUUAAAGACGGAGGCUUUUGGUGGCGGAAAAUGCGAGGCUUGUAGUAUCUGCUUAAACGAUUUUAUCAGAGGGUCGGCGAUCAUAUCUCUAUCGCCAUGUUCCCACAAAUUUCACAAAAGCUGCAUUGCCAAGUGGCUGAGGAGAAGAAGGACCUGUCCAAUGUGCAGGACAAUUGCCUUGGUUCCUUGAAACAAAACCAGAAAACAUUCAAUUAGUUUAACAGAUUCUAAUUCCAGGAUUUGGUGAAUCCUAUUUUUUUGUAACACCUCGGCUGCUAUAUAUAUUGAACUCUAAUUUGUAGUUCUGAUGAGAUUGUUAACUGAAAUUAUGAUAUAUGUAGUAUAUUCUCAACGUAUUUUUUUAAUAUGAACUGAUAUCCAUGUUUACUUAUUUUGAUCGAGUAUCAAACUGGUUUUGAUAGUAUAGUACUAUGAUAAAAGCAAACCGUUCUCAUUUUGUCUGUAGUUUCUUUUUCACACAUUUUGGAAUUUGGAGUGUUUUUUUGGUAGUCCUUAAGGCGGCUAUAUAUCACCCUUAAGCUUGUAGCAGUCAUGACAAAUAUCAAAGACUACCUUAAUCAGACAACAUAAGUAUGUUUGGAAGAUUUAGUAGUUACUCUUAAACUAUAUAUAUAUAUAUAUAUAGAUACUCAUGCCACUUCAUUUUUUUUAGAAAUUAUAUUGCAGCUCCAUUUCUAAAAAUAGCUAUAGGCUAUAGAUAGGAAAAGAUUGGGGUUUUAGUUAACACUAAAUAAGUACUCACUAAUUAACAGCAACACAACGUAAACUUCUCAAAUAUUGGAAGUUCUGUCCUAAAUCAUCCUUCUGUAUAGUUUCUGUUUUAUUUUGCAAAAUCAUUGUUGUCACAUUGAAUCACUUUCAAACCAUAUGUAUAGAAAGUGCAAAAUAAAUUUCAAGCUUGGGUUGUUGUGUAUUUCACAGAUUGAACUUUUUUUUGGCAUUUCACAGAUUGAACUUAACAAAAAAGACAAUAUGCAUGGUGCUAUCAAUAUUUCUAGCCUGUAAUGAAAUGUUACUAAAUAGAAGUUCUAACUAUAUAAAAAUCACAUAAUAUAGCAUAUCCCGGUGUUUAGUGUCGAUCACUGUGUUAUUAAGGGAGUGUUUGCAAGUUGCAACUGUUUCUGCUUACAAAAAAGCAUUUUUGGAGUGAUUAGGAAAAAGUGGUUAGUAGUAAAAGUUGAUACUGUUUGAGAAAAAAGUGUUUUUGAAAAGUAAAAGUUGGUAGUGUUUGGAAAAAUAAGUGUUUUUUGUGUAAUAGAAAAGGGAAAAACACUUUUCACAUGAAAGCCGAGAAAAGUAAAAAUUGGUAGCGUUUGGUAAAUAAGUGUUUUUUAAGCCAAAAGGCUGAGAAGUUUUUUUUUUUAGCAGUUGCAAACCAGCCUUAAGUCAUCUAUACUACUUUGAUAUUAAAAAAGUACUUUUUGCCUACAAUUGAAAUUUUAUUAAAUUCUGCUAGGCUUUUUCGGCUAAGUUUUUUUUUUCUUUAAGUAAAAUUCUUGCUAAGCUUUAGAAUUGGAUAAUGUAAGUUGCGUUCUACCCCACAAUUAUUAUUUUCGCUUAGCUAUGUUUUCUCAUGACAUGCAUAAAACUUCUAAACACCGAAACACAAUGUUCCAUGCAGGGGAAAAACAAAGUUGUUCCUUAACAAGGUAUAAUCAUUAAGUUAGAACUUGUAUGCCACCCGUGCGAUGCACAAUGAAUAUUUUCUCCGUAAAAUUUAUUAUAAUGAAAUGCAAAAUUUAUAAUUAAAAAAUAACUUAUCAUGACAAUGUUAGACAGACUUAUAGUUAGCCGGUUAUAAGUUUGUUAGUUUGUUCUCAUUUUCAGUUGACUUAGUUUAGUUAUUGAGCUGAGCUUUGUAAGACCUAGCAAGUCUAUAAAUACUUUGUAUCAUCUUCUUCCACCAAUAAGAUCAAUUUACAUUUCUUCUCUUUACGUUUCUAAUAUGGUUUCAGAGCUUUGCUCGAUCCAUCAAUGGUGACCACUUCAGAUUCAACUUCCAAUAAUUCUACUGGAGCAUUUCCGACUCCAGUAACCUUCACACAUCCUUUUCAAGUAAAGCUAGAUUCAACCAACUAUCUUUUCUGGAAACAUCACGCUGAAUCGGUAGUUCAUGCUCACAAACUGCUCCAAUUUCUUGUUAAACCUGCAAUUCCAGUUCAUUUUCUCAAUCGCGAAGAUGAGAACAAUGGAAUCGAGAACGAAGCAUACGUUAGUUGGGAACAACAAGACCAAAUGCUAUUCUCAUGGCUUCUGGCGUCUCUAUCUGAAACAUUUCACGCUAGAGUUAUUCAUUGCAGACAUUCACACCAACUAUGGACUGAAAUCAACAAUUAUUUUCACUCGCACAUCCUUGCUAAAGCACGACAACUCAAAUCAGAACUGUACAAUACCUCUAAAGGUGAUCGAUCAAUCUCAUCCUAUCUUGUUCGCAUACAAAAUCUUGAGGAUAACCUAACUGCAAUCGUAGAAACUAUCUCAGCCAAUGAUCAUGUUAAUGUCAUUCUGGAAGGACUCCGUGAGGAGUACGAAUCCCUAGCUUCAUCUAUAUCCUCACGAAGUGUUAUAGAUCUUGUAUCUCUUUCGGAAGUUGAAUCUCCCUUAUCUGCUAAAGAAAUGCAUCUAUAGAAACUUCGCAAUUCCUCACAACAAGCCUUAUUCUCUGCAAACAUUCCUCGUCUGGAGACAUCUUCUCAAAAUACUGAGUCUGUUUCUCAAAUUCCUGUAGAGAAUUCUUCAGAUAAUGCCUCUGUACAACUUGCUCAGUUCAACAAUUCUGAAAACCACUCCUAUCAAGGCAGAUGUCGUGGAAACUUUGGCAGAGGUCGUGGUGGUGGUCGUUCUGGUGCAAGAAAUCCUGUAGUUUGCCAAGUGUGUGGCAAAAGUGGUCACCAUGCCCUAAUAUGUUACCAAUCGCUAUAAUACAGCAUACACUGUAUCCAAUACAUCUUCAUCAAACUCAUCCUACUCACAAUAUUCAAACAUUCCUUCAAUCCACAUUCACAAAGGCCACCAGCAUACAACAUAAAUUCUACCAAUACAAACCAUUCAGGACCACCUACACAGUUUGCCAACUGGAAUCAACAACCCUGUAAUCCUCUAUACAACAUUUCACCUCUUCCUGCAUCUUACAAUCAUCCUGCAGCCUAUAAUCAUCCUGCACCCAACAACCUUCACUCCAAUCCUUCACCCAGUGCUGCUUGGGCUUGUGCUACUCCAUCAAUUCUGGGACCUACACCACAAUCUCAAACCUGGUUCCCUGGUUCUUGUGCUACACACCAUGUUACAACCGAUCCUCUUAAUCUACAGCACAAUGAGACUCUUGCUUCUACUGAUAACCUCUUUCACAUUUCCUUCUCCAUAUCAAUCAUCCCUGCAUCUUUCCCUUAAUAAUAUUCUUCAUGUUCCUUCAAUUACUAAAAAUCUCCUUAGUGUUAGUCAGUCUGCAAAAGACAAUAAUGUCUUCUUUGAAUUUCAUCCUUAUGAUUUCUUUGUCAAAUCUCAGGUUUCUAAGCAAGUUUUCUUACAUGGUUUCCUUGGAGAAGAUGGUUUUUACAAGUUUUAGUCCAUUCCUCUUCAAUUAGUCCAGUCUGUUGCACCGGUCCAGUCUGUUGCACCAGUCCAGUCUGCCAGUGUUGCAUCAUCGCCUAGUAGUGUUCUAAAAUCUUGUAAUAAUUCCAAAUCUUGUAAUGUUUCUCAAGUUUGUAAUCUAUGGCACUUAAAACUAGGUCAUCCUCAUUUUGAGGCAUUGAAAUCUGUUCUCCAACUAUGUAAUAUCCCUCAUAUCAAUAAAAAUACUGUUGAUUUUUGUUCAGCAUGUUGCCUUGGCAAAGCUCACAGAUUACCAUCAUCAAAUUCUACCACUAUUUUCAAUUCACCAUUUGAACUCAUCUUUAUUGAUUUGUGGGGGCCUGCUCCUAUCACCUCAUUUGAUGGUUAUACAUAUUAUAUCUCUUUCAUAGAUGCAUGUACCAGAUACACUUGGCUCUAUUUUCUUCAAAAGAAAUUUGAUGCCCUUCUUGCCUUCACCAACUUCUAUCAAUAUAUUCUUAAUCAAUUCUCUGUUUCCAUCAAAUAUAUACAAUCUGAUUGGGGAGGUGAGUUUAGAUCCUUUACCAAAUUACUUUCUGAAAAAGGAAUUACUCAUAGACUCAUUUGCCCUCACACACAUCAUCAAAAUGGUGUGGUUGAACGCAAACACCGCACCAUUGUUGAAAAGGGACUGUCCCUUCUUGCUCACUCAUCUCUCCCUCUCGAAUUCUGGGAUGCAACAUUUGUUACUGCUAUUCAUCUCAGUAACAGGUCACCUUCAAAAUCUCUUUCUAACUCCAGUCCUUAUUUCAAGCUAUAUGGCUCCAUUCCUGACUAUUCCUUCUUAAAAGUGUUUGGAUGUUCUUGCUAUCCUUUCACAAGUCCAUACAACAAGCAUAAAAUGGAUUUUCAUUCUGAGGAGUGUGUGUUCAUAGGCUAUUCCUCAAAUCAUAAAGGUUAUAAAUGCUUAUCACCCUCUGGCAAGAUAUCUCUCUCUCAAGAUGUAAUCUUUCAGGAAUCUAAAUUUCCUUACACCACUCUCUUUUCUCCUUCAUGCUCCUCAGAUCAAAAAUCUGCAUCCACUCAUUCUACUGCACCUCUAACAGUCUUUCCUCAAGUUCACUCACAAUUCCUUAAUCCAAGCCAAUCUUCUUCAACUGAUUCAUCUCAAUCUGAUUCAACUUCAAAUAAAC